ACCACUAAGUUCGCCGAAAUUCAAUAUAUUUAACACUGUUCAUUAUUACAUCUUAAACUUAAAAUAUAGUCAACAAACAUGUCUAAAGUAGCAAAUGUUAAUUCCAGUUUUGCGUACGAAAUCUUAAUGUACCUAAAUUCAUUUUAUUUAGGAAUGUUUUUCGUUUGCGAAGUGGCCAUGGGUAUUUUAAAAGCAAUAAAUGUUUCCUAUCCAGAAAAUGCUUUAUUGACUGAAGCUGGUAUAUUUUGUGCGUUAUGUUUGGUAGAAGUCAUGCGUAUAUUUCUUGGCAGGAGAGGAAACCUUGCUAGUAAAAAGAUACCUGUAUUUUUCUCAGUCGUCCUUACAAUACCAUCAGCUGUUGGAGUAUGCUAUUUUCUCAUUUAUCAAACAUAUAUUCUAAGGCUUGAAUAUAUUUGGUGCGCUGUAAUGUUGAUAUUUCAUGCAUUGGAGCUAUCUUUCGCUAUUCUCUUCAUUUUUACUGUAUGUAAAAAUCAUCAGUAUGAAUAGAAUAGGUUUAAAAGUACCUCCUUGCCAAAAAAAUAUUAAUUUUCAUCCU
Pieris brassicae (large cabbage white) is the source of this 556-nucleotide messenger RNA. RefSeq names its product transmembrane protein 216-like. The coding region runs from base 79 to 507 and encodes 142 amino acids. The transcript is spliced from 2 exons. The record is from RefSeq and is a predicted model, not a curated record. Lineage: Eukaryota; Metazoa; Arthropoda; Insecta; Lepidoptera; Pieridae. Gene Ontology annotation, cellular component: ciliary transition zone. Gene Ontology annotation, biological process: non-motile cilium assembly.